This is a messenger RNA of Protopolystoma xenopodis, 249 nucleotides long. The record is from the annotation of a GenBank genome assembly. NCBI's taxonomy places the organism in Eukaryota, Metazoa, Platyhelminthes, Monogenea, Polystomatidea, Polystomatidae.
AUGAUGUCGGUUGACGACUAUCCCGAGAUCAUUGAGGACUUCUCGUGGCGUCUGUCUGCCACAGCUGACGUCCGUCUGGACGACCCCAAAGUGAUCUACGUGGGCCGCAAUGACACAAUGAAGCCGGCCGAUGGUUUCGAUGGCUGUCUCUAUGCCGCUCAAUGGAACAACUUUUUUCCGUUUCGCCUGGCCUUCCAACAGCCGUCAAGUCUGACUGUCACGAUGGUGCCGAAUGGUGAGUGUAUGUAG